AUUCCAUCCAGGUGGAACACGAGCAUGAAGCCAUUUGUUUCUUAGAUCGCAAAAGUGAGAACCUACCACAUCUGCAGUAGUUCACUUCAUUCAUCUUGACCUUGUUCAAUUUCUCUCACCUUCAUAACCUUCACCUCCGUUCCCAUUUUUUCCUCUGUUAGAAUACGAGAGAAGCUCUCUGCUCCCGAUUCACAGUUUAUUUGUGAGAAAAAGGUAUAUCAUGCGUGUUCAUCAGAUGCUAUGUUUCCGUGUGAUGUUCUUGCUCCUCUCCUUGCCGUUGGCCGCGUUUUCCCUGGAGGAGGCCGUGGUGGAUAAAGCGGCCGACAUUUUUAGUCCCGUGGGAGCGCCCCAGAUCUCCAAGGGGAAGGUGUAUGGCCGCAAAGCCGGCUCGUCUACGGAGGGUAUUUAUUAUUUUUUGACUCGCAGACUUCCUCUUCCACAACUUCGACUCCAAAACUUUUCGCGCGCCUCAGCUCACUCAAUUUGACACAAUGAAUGUGAUUGCUCAUGCAACGACGAACGUAUUCUGAAUCUGAUUUGGAAAACGACUCUGAAGUCAUUCGCUCGUCAAUUGAAAAGUCAACACGCAACAACACAGGCGCCAGUCCGUCGGACCUCCGACCGACCCAGCGCGUUUACCCCGAUGACGCGCAACAAAUCCGCGCUGAAAGAAGUGCCGAAGCACCGAGUGCGCCAACUGCGGCAAGCGCGCGACAUUGCGAAAGCGGCGGAGAAACACGCGAACACGAUGACCGCGGAUCUCGUCUUCGAGUACGGCGCCAACGCUGUGCAGUUCGGUCUGUUGGACGCCGACGAGAGCGGGCACCUGGAGGGUGCGGAAAUGGAGGCUUGCCCGCCGUCGGCUGAUCUCAAUCAGGACAAGAGGCUGGACCUCGGCGAGCAUGAUCAGUACUGCUCCGGUGCUCUUUCGGAGGGAAGCGGUGUUGCGUCCUCUUUUAUUCUGUCCGAGGCCCCGGUGGUGAAACCGUCGAAAAAGACAUUUGCGGGGUAUGGGGUGCAGAAAGGCCGGGUGGUAGUGGUGUGGCAGUUGGGCGAUAGCACAAACCCCACAUAUGUGCAUGACCGUAAGAUUGCGAACAUUCUGUUGUUUUUACAUCGUGACUCUACCAUUCUUUUUGGCAUCGUAUUUUAAAUCUAGAUGAGUUGAAAGAAAGCAAUCCUCAGUCAAUAUCAUUCAGCCGAGAAGAACGAAUACAAGCGGUACCUCGGAACGGAUUUGUUUGAAACAGAGGAGGAAGCGAAAAAUUUUUCUUUAGCGACCCGCGCCGAUGCGUCAAUGGUAUUUACGUGCACCCGAUUUCUGUUAUUAGGGCUGUUUUGAUAUAUAUCAUCUCGACUGAAGCUAUCGGUAUUCGUAUAGAGCUAAAGGAUUCGGACCAUCGUACAUUUCUCGUAGUGGCGUAGAAAUACUAAUACAAAUAGAGUCCUCGUACUUGUAAAAAUUAAUGCAUGCAACUACUACAUGAUGAGAACGCACACACGAUGAAGAAAGGAAGAAGACCGAUCAUGAUAGGUCUUUGAUUGCGCGCUGGCAGGCUUUUUUGUGAACCUAAUAUACGCACGGCACAAUGUUGGAGCUCAUAACUAGCAGCACCCACAUCCGUUGCCUGAGGAUCGUAACCGCAUGAAAUUUCCUAAAAUUGCCGCUCACCACACUCUUACAUAGGGAACGCCGAAAGCGGGGCAGUGCUGCAGCUUGUUUUCUGGGUGGGAGCUCCCGUCGUUUUUGCGGAGCUCGUGAACGCAGAGCGAAUGACCUAUUUGAUCGACUACUACCCAGAAAGGCAAGCACCAGGAGGCGGGUAUAUUCCUGCGGUGUGCCGCCAUGGCUCACCUCUUGCUUUAAGUGAUUCGUUGCUCGCGCUUUGUUCUUUUAUGGGAAGAUGAAAUAGGUAGUAAGAUGGAUGUGGAGUGAAUAUGUAUAACAGCCCUUCCGGGAGUGGGAGACGAGCAGCCCUCCAGCCGUGCCACAUAUUGCCAGACUUUCUGACCAUUCGCUGGGCAUCGCAACCAAAAACUACCUCCAGUCACUCAAAUUUCUCAGCACGAAGCUUCACUGAAGAACAAGAAGCUGCUGGCCACGCGAAGAUUUAUUAAAUUCCUCGUCUUCAAGUGUGGCGCUGCCGCUGGAACAGGCGAGACCCUUCUCUUCUUCCUCUUCCUUCUCCUCUUCUUCAGCGCAUCAGCCUAGUACUUCCUCCUCUUCAACAUCCAGCUCUGGUCCACCCAAAGCUACUUUCCGGCCGGGGGACGAGAAACAACGUCACGGUUGCCGUGAUCAUGGGAUGUCUACUUAAGUCUACGUCACAAAGUGAGAAGACGUCGAUACCCGGCUCAUGGUCAUGCAAGGCGUGAGGCCUCCUUUACUUCUUUAUACCCCCGCUACGGAAGCCGAGGAAAACCAGGAAAGCAAGCGGAAGGUGUGAGAGGUGAAGUGGAAUCGGAGCGAUGUGGAAAAGAAGUAGACGUAAUAGCAAACAUUAAAAACAAGCAAUAUUUGACCAAGUCAAAAACAAAAGCAUAAAAGCACGACAGGAAAGGAAAACUAUUUUACCAAAAUGCGACCAGGUCCUCUACUGUUUUUUCAAUGGUUUCAAAUAUAUUUUUCAUAAACAAAAUCAAAAGCAUUCUUUGUUUCUGUUAGUACGUAAGAUUCAAACUCAAGAAUACAGACAGGCCGCCCUUUUUUUAUGUUUUUAUGUUUUUAAGUUUUUUAGGUUUAGCUUAUUUUCCUCAAGCUUGAUUUUUCUACUACGGUUUUUUCAUGAGUAGAGAAGUCCCCCUUCUGUGGCAAGUGAAGGUGACAAACUUAGAACAGAGGCGCAGAGCCUGCUCACAUCGCCUCCCAGGAUCCUCCAUAUGCGAGCGAUUGACUGAGACAAAGGCUAGCGCAUUGUAGAGUGAUUGGCUGUCUGUUACCAUGCGCGCAGCGUUCUUUACUUUUUGUAUUGUGGGUUUAUUUUUUAUUUUUUUUGUGUUGUUGUUCUUCGUUCUAGCUCUCGAGGAACCUCGUCAGUUAUUUUUGCUGGUUCCUAUUGCCACGGCGCCGAUCAAAAUAGAGAAAGCGCCAAGUGCAAGCUUGUUGCAGUUUGAAACAAGUGUCAUCUUGGGCUGCGGAAAAGAGAGGAAGAAAGUUGUAGUGAG
Amoebophrya sp. A120 is the source of this 3165-nucleotide messenger RNA. The record is from the annotation of a GenBank genome assembly. Lineage: Eukaryota; Dinophyceae; Syndiniales; Amoebophryaceae.